GUUAUCCUUAGCAUCAUUCGUUGAGAACACGUUCUGCAGUAAAGAUUGUUUCAAAAUGGCAUUCAAAUUUGUUCUGUUGGCCACGUUGGUCGCUGCUGCCAGCGCUGGAUUGAUUCCUGAGCAUGGAUAUGCUUCCUCUCACCAGACCAUUCAGCAUCAUCAUUCCACUCCGGUUCAUCAUGUGGCAGCUGUUCAUGCCGCUCCAGUUCAUCAUGUGGCCGCCAUUCAUGCUGCUCCUGUCCAUCACACCAUCGUGAAGGAAGUUGAGCAUCACGCCCCAGCCAACUAUGAAUUCUCUUACUCUGUCCAUGAUGAACACACUGGAGAUAUAAAGAGCCAGCACGAGACCCGCCACGGAGAUGAAGUGCACGGACAGUACAGUCUGCUGGAUUCCGAUGGCCACCAGCGCAUCGUUGACUAUCACGCCGAUCAUCACUCCGGAUUCAAUGCUGUUGUCCGUCGUGAGCCGACUCAUGUCAAGAUUGCCCAGCCAGUGCACAAGGUCAUCGCCCAGCCAGUUCAUGUUGCUGCUUUUUCGCAUCACCACGCUGCCCCAGUCCAUCAUGUUGCUCCAGUUGCCCAUUACUCGCACAUUGCCGCUCCAGUUGCACACAGUGCCGUUCAGACCCAUCAUGGUCUGUCUCAUUAUAGCUCUGGACAUCAUUACUAGGAGAUGCUUCUCGUGUAAAGCAAUUGAUCUGACAUCUUCUUAUGUAAUGAAAUAGGCAAUUGAUUCUGCUCUCUUAUAGUACAAAUAUAUUGGUUUGUCUUAGUUAAA
Molecule: messenger RNA, 778 nt
Organism: Ochlerotatus camptorhynchus
Lineage: Eukaryota; Metazoa; Arthropoda; Insecta; Diptera; Culicidae
Product: cuticle protein 7-like
Exons: 2
Coding region: 56-670 (204 amino acids)
Cellular component (GO): extracellular matrix
Source: RefSeq, a predicted model, not a curated record